This is a messenger RNA of Cercopithifilaria johnstoni, 435 nucleotides long. The record is from the annotation of a GenBank genome assembly. Lineage: Eukaryota; Metazoa; Nematoda; Chromadorea; Rhabditida; Onchocercidae.
AUGUUUAAAUUUUUAUUUCCUGAAAAAAUUAAGACUGUUAUUAUUCAUUUCUUAAUUACGAUAAAUAAUUUGAAUAUUAUCACUUUAUUACAUUCGCUGUUGCCCAUAUUUUCUUUCGUUUCUUCAUCAUCAUUAUCGUUAUCACUAUCACCACUACUACUACCAACAACAACAUCAACAUCAUCACCAUUACCAUCAUUAACCAAAUCAAUGAAUUCUCAAACAAUAACGGAUCUAUGUGGCAAACAACAUAUAGUAUUGGAUUACAAGCAUCCGGAAUAUGUAAUCAAUUAUCCGGCUACAUUCAUCUCUGAUAAUACGGAUUACAUGCAUCAAGAAGAAAGUUAUUUGGCGUCGGAAGAAAAGAAAAACGAACGACAAUUACCUUAUCCUUUGGAUUUCUAUAUUAACAAUGAUAUUUCUACAUUUCAGUAA